This is a messenger RNA of Trichobilharzia regenti, 1091 nucleotides long. The record is from the annotation of a GenBank genome assembly. Lineage: Eukaryota; Metazoa; Platyhelminthes; Trematoda; Strigeidida; Schistosomatidae.
CCAAUCACAUGGAAGCAGACACAUUUUGUAAAUAAACCGCAUUAUAUACACACAAGUCUGGAAUUAUUUAAAUCAUUCCACAGAAUAUUGAAUCACAUUUCUAAGCAUACACAGUUAACGUUUCUUCAAAGAAUCAAUUUGUUCAACAAUUUCGUCAAUCGGAACAAAUGAGAAGGCAUUGGAAAGAUGGAACCUUUGUCAAUAAAGAUGACCCACAACAAACAUCAGAUUAUGAUCCUUUCCGACUAAUACAAAUUUUGACCAGGAAAAUAACGCCAUCACGGAUUUUAUUUAUACUGAAUGUGUUCGCAACUGUUGUUUUCCAGCUGGCGAUAGCAUUUGGUCUGACAGCGUUGGUUACACAAGUAUACGAUAUCUCGUAUUUCGCACUAUCUUACAACAUAAUCCUCUACGUGAUCAGUGCGAUAUACUUCAGCCUCGAAUUCAUAUGGGCCUUCGUCAGACGAAUAUCCAUGGUAUUUCCCUGGAAUCUUGUAUAUCUGUUGGUAAUGACAAUUCUCUCCUCCAUCAUCAUCGCCGCAGAAUCACUGGCCUACUAUGAUGAUGUCCCACUGAUUGUUUUCGCAUUCAUAUGGGUGAUGUUACAAGUCGUUGUCUCGUUCGCCAUAUUCAUUCCGAAUGAUUUCACUCAGACAUGGUUAACACGAAUAGUCAACGUUGUGUAUACUGUGACGAUAUUGGGUGGUCAAAUCGCCUUCUUUGUUCGAAAGCAGACUAAGGUUGCUUUACUUAUCGCUGGAGCUGUUGGAUUUCCAUGCUCAUGUUAUUUACUUACAAAAGAAGUGAAAUGGAUAUUUGGACAAGGCACAUACUACUAUCCCGAGAAUAAUAUUGUCAAACCAGCUCGAAAUAUCUACGGUUAUUGUUGGAGUUUAUUUCUCACAGUGAUGUGGAUAUAUUCACCAUUCGGAAUGAGAAAUGAAACUAUUCAGUCGGGGAGGUAAAGAGAGAACAUUUCACAGGUCACUGGAACUUCAGAGGACAAGAGGUCAGGGUUUAUACAAUUUUCUUUUGAUUGUAUUUCUUUGAAGGGUUUCAUUAAAUAAAAAUAUGUCUUUGAAAAGUUCGAA